This is a messenger RNA of Metarhizium brunneum ARSEF 3297, 1650 nucleotides long. It is a transcript of the gene hisHF, whose product is annotated as Imidazole glycerol phosphate synthase hisHF. The record is from RefSeq and is a predicted model, not a curated record. Gene Ontology annotation, molecular function: oxo-acid-lyase activity; imidazoleglycerol-phosphate synthase activity. Lineage: Eukaryota; Fungi; Ascomycota; Sordariomycetes; Hypocreales; Clavicipitaceae. Gene Ontology annotation, biological process: L-histidine biosynthetic process.
AUGCCCAAGGUUCACUUGUUGGACUAUGUCGCCGGCAACAUUCGCAGUCUGGUCAACGCCGUAGAGAAGCUGGGUUAUGAGGUCGAUUGGAUCCGGUCGCCAGAAGAUGUGUCCCGAGCAGAGAAACUCAUUCUUCCUGGAGUAGGCCACUUUGGCCACUGUCUCUCCCAACUCUCCCAGGCAGGCUACCUGCCCGCCAUCCAGAAACAUAUUGACGAGGGCAAACCCUUCAUGGGCGUGUGUGUCGGCCUGCAAGCCCUAUUCGAAGGGUCCGUCGAGGACCCCGACGUACCCGGGCUCGGUGUGGUGAAGGGAUCCCUGGGCCGCUUCGACGACUCGAUCAAGUCAGUUCCGCACAUUGGCUGGAACAGCGCCAGCACCGCCGGCCAGUCCAUGUACGACUUGCGCCGAGACUCGAAAUACUACUACGUCCACACAUACCGCUUCCCCUACGUCAAGGGCCAGCUGGAAGGCCAAGGAUGGACCGUCGCGACAGGCACCUACGGCACGGAAACCUUUGUCGGCGCCGUGGCCAAGGGCAACAUCUACGCAACACAGUUCCACCCGGAAAAGUCGGGCGUCGCAGGCCUGCGAACCCUCCGCGCAUUCCUCAACGGCCAGGGCGCCGAAACCCUGGGUUCGCCAUCCUUGCCGGUCGAUCCAGUCUCUUCUGAGGCCAAGGACGGCCUCACCCGCCGCGUCAUAGCCUGCCUCGACGUCCGCACCAACGACCAGGGCGACCUCGUCGUCACAAAGGGCGACCAGUACGACGUCCGCGAAAAGAACGACGCCCGCGACGUCCGCAACCUCGGCAAGCCCGUCGAAAUGGCCAAGAAGUACUACCACGACGGCGCCGACGAAGUCACCUUCCUCAACAUCACGUCCUUCCGCGACUGCCCCAUCGCCGACCUCCCCAUGCUGGAGGUCCUGCGCCAGACAUCGCAGACCGUCUUCGUGCCGCUCACCAUUGGCGGCGGCAUCCGCGAUACCGUCGACACGGACGGCACAAAGGUCUCCGCGCUCGAAAUCGCAACAAUGUACUUCAAGUCGGGCGCGGACAAGGUCUCCAUCGGGAGCGACGCCGUCAUCGCCGCCGAGGAGUACUACUCCCUCGGCCGCAAGCUCUUCGGCAACACGGCCAUUGAGCAGAUUUCCCGCGCGUACGGCAACCAGGCCGUCGUCGUGAGCGUGGACCCCAAGCGCGUCUACGUGCCCAAGCUCGACGCCACCCGCCACAACAUCAUCGAGACCAAGUUCCCCGGCCCCAGGGGCGAGCCGUACUGCUGGUACGCCUGCACCAUCAAGGGCGGCAGGGAAACGCGGGACAUGGACGUCGUCGAGCUGGCGCAGGCGGUCGAGGCCAUGGGCGCUGGAGAAUUGCUGCUGAACUGCAUCGACAAGGACGGCUCAAAUACCGGCUUUGAUCUCGAGCUCAUCACCCAGGUCAAGAAUGCCGUCAAGAUUCCCGUCAUUGCCUCCAGCGGUGCUGGCAACCCGGGCCACUUUGAAGAGGUCUUUAGCAAGACUACGACGGAUGCCGCCCUCGGCGCCGGCAUGUUCCACCGCGCCGAGUAUACAGUCAAGCAGGUGAAGGAUUACUUAAAGGACAAGGGCCUCGUAGUGAGGCAAUUUGAACAAGACCUGUCAUGA